CAGAUCACGUGCCAGUACGUCAGUCGCCUUCCCUGCGAGAUUUAUCGCCAGCUUCAACUCCCAUUCGGCUGACCUCUGCGGGAAUCGCCCUAUAGAAAAAUGUCGCAAUCCGAACAGCCGAGCCAAAGCUCGACCCCUCGCUCUUUCACCAGCCAGACCGUCUCCGCGGAAGACUUGCUGAAGUCGCAGACGGUUGGUCUCGUCCAUCUCUCCGACUUUCGCAAACGCCGCGCCGAGGUUCUCGAACAGAAGGAGCGAGAAGCCCAUGACAAAUCCUUGGGCAGACUGACAUCGGGUGCUUCCAGAAGCGCAACGCCUUCUACGGGUGAUGCGACGGAUGGCAACUCGACACCGCGAAGCGAGGGUCCGCCCAAGAAGAAGAAAAAGAAGCCCCUUGCCAAGAGCAAGCUGUCCUUUGGCGAUGACGACGAGGAGGAAGAAGAAGAAAACGACAGCGCCGCUGACCCAACCGCCACACCGCGCGAUUCGAGCAUCCCACGCUCCGCCUCCAGGACUCCCGCGGACGACAGUUCCGUGCCGCCGUCGCGUCGGAUCACACCGAAUCCCAACGCCCCCCCUCCUCCGAAGGCGAUGACAAAGGCGGCAUUGAAGGCAGAGGCAGAGGAGCGGGACGCCCUCCGCAAGGAGUUUUUGGCGAUGCAGGACACAGUGAAGAACACGGAGAUUUUGAUACCCUUUAUAUUUUUCGAUGGAGCGAACAUUCCGGCUGGGACGGUCAGGGUUAAAAAAGGUGACCAUGUAUGGCUGUUCUUGGACCGAUGCCGAAAAAUUGGCGCAGAGCUGGGCGUUGGCGGGUCGGGCGCUGCAUCCAAGGGCCGCAAAGAUAACCGUCGCGAGUGGGCUCGAGUGAGUGUCGACGACUUGAUGUUGGUCAAGGGAGAGAUCAUCGUCCCGCAUCAUUAUGAACUCUAUUAUUUUAUCGCCAACCGCAUCCCCAGCUUCUCGAGUGCCGGUGGAUUGCUGUUCGACUAUUCCAACAAACCUCCCCCGGCUCCUCCUGCGGAUGGCCUCCUCACCCGGCCAAAUGACGACCAGCUGGAGGGUGGCGACUUGGAUCCCACGUUGACCAAAGUGGUCGACAGGCGAUGGUACGAGCGGAACAAGCACAUCUUUCCCGCCAGUCUGUGGCGGGAAUACGAGCAAGGGGGUGACUUUGAAGAGAAGAUGCGGUCGACCAGGCGCGAUGCCUCGGGGAAUACGUUCUUUUUCUAGAGCGUGCAAGCAAUCUGGAUCGUUCCUUUAUAGAUGGGGGGGUGCGUUGAGCGUUGAGUUCGCAGAAAUCUUGUAUAUGCCCGAGAUACCCAAUAAAAACAUGUC
Molecule: messenger RNA, 1338 nt
Organism: Aspergillus heteromorphus CBS 117.55
Lineage: Eukaryota; Fungi; Ascomycota; Eurotiomycetes; Eurotiales; Aspergillaceae
Product: FAM50/XAP5 family protein
Exons: 3
Coding region: 100-1233 (377 amino acids)
Biological process (GO): chromatin organization
Cellular component (GO): nucleus
Source: RefSeq, a predicted model, not a curated record